Aegilops tauschii subsp. strangulata is the source of this 3069-nucleotide messenger RNA. RefSeq lists its product as uncharacterized. Gene Ontology annotation, molecular function: aspartic-type endopeptidase activity. Gene Ontology annotation, biological process: proteolysis. The record is from RefSeq and is a predicted model, not a curated record. Lineage: Eukaryota; Viridiplantae; Streptophyta; Magnoliopsida; Poales; Poaceae.
AUGGAGGAGCACACCAAGGCGAUCGCGGAUCUGACCGCGGCAAUCACGGCCCUCGCCACCAAGAUCGAGGACAUCCACCCCGUCGUCCAAGAGCUGCAAGGAUGGCGGCCCCAGAUCGAGCAGUCCGUGGAGGAGAUCCGAUCGGAGAUGAGUCACUUGCGGACUCAGAUCGACAAGGCCACGCUCCCAUCGCCGGUGGACACGGCCACGACGACCGCUCCACCACUGCCCUGUCCGCGGCUCAGCGAGCUUCCGCCGCUACUCCCUCACAUCGCGGAAGGAUCGCGGCCCCGAUUACCACCACCGACGGCCGACGCAUCUCAUCUGCGCGCCGUCGACAUCUCAGCUCGUGGUGACACCAGGCACGGGCCCGAUGGCCACGGCGUUUUCACUGAUCUUCGGGGGAAAUCGUCAGGGGAGAUCCGCACCCCGCGAUUACCUCCGGCCACUGGUACGUCCGACUUCUAUCACCAUGGCGAGCAGUCAUUUGCGGGGGAUCGUGGGUACUUUAGAUUGCCACCACCGCCGCGGUUUGAUUUUCCAUUGUUCGAUGGAUCCAAUCCGCGUGCCUGGCGUCUCAAAUGUGAGGCAUACUUUCGGGUGUGCACCUUGAGUGCGGACACCUGGGUUAGUUGUGCUGCGAUGUAUUUCACCGACAACGCACUGUCAUGGCUGCAGUCGUCGCAAGCCCAUUUGCAUUACCAGGAGUGGGGGGAGUUUGCAUCUGUUAUUUGUGCACAGUUUGGUAGGGAAGAGUUUCAGAAUUUGUUGCGCCAGUUCAAUCGCUUGCGACAAACGGGCACUGUCACAGAAUACGCGGAGCAAUUCACUCAGUUGAUGCAUAACUUAUUAGCUCAUCAUAGCUCUUGGGAUCCUGCAUUUUUUGUCACCCAAUUCAUGGACGGAUUGCAACGUGAUAUACGUGCUGCAGUUGUUUUACAUCGACCCCAAAUGCUGGAUACUGCUGUGGAUCUCGCGUGUUUGCAGGAAGAAGUGGUGGAGGCUCUUCAGCGGGACGAGAGGCGCCACCCCGCGCUGCCGCCAAGCUCUCAAGGGGGGCGGGCAAUCCCUCGUACGGCCCUGCCCUUACCCCCACCACCAUCAACAACCGCUCGGCAAGGGGGUACUGCAUCAGCGUCACGCCCACCGGAGAUGACCCGAACUCCACCAAACGACGACAAGCUGGCGACCCUUCGGGCCUACCGUCGCGCCAAAGGGCUCUGUUUCACUUGCGGCGAGCGUUGGAGCCGCGAGCAUCGUUGCGGGCCAACUGUGCAACUUCAUGUAGUGGAAGAGCUGAUCGAGAUGUUGCAAGAGCCAGUACAACCGACACCAUCCACAGAGUCCACACCAAGUGAAGCUGACUGUUGCGUGCUCUCGCAAGCAGCAGUGGACGGUGCUAAAGCGCCAACGACCAUGCGCUUACAUGGCUGGGUUCAAGGCAAGGAGGUUCUCAUGCUUGUGGACUCUGGUUCAUCCCACAGUUUCGUGAGCACUGCUCUGGCCACUCAUCUCCAAGGAGUUAAGCCCGCUCAACGUGCUCUAUCGGUGCGGGUGGCAAAUGGCGGUAUUCUGCAGUCUGACCAAGAGAUCCCAGCGUGCAAGUGGAAUUCGCAGGGGGUCGAUUUCACCACCAAUCUCAGGGUUCUUCAGCUGGGCAGUUAUGAUGUAAUUCUUGAAAUUGACUGGCUGGCUCACCAUAGCCUGAUGAAGGUACACUGGCUGGAGAAGACCAUGGUGUUUCAGCAUGAUGGACGAGAAGUGCAACUCUGUGGGGCUCGAGCAGAUGUCACCCAGUGUCAAAUGAUCUCAGGAGCGGAACUACACGAAUUACUGCAACAUACAGCGGCGGCCAGAGUGGUCAAAUUAUGUACCGUGGCAGAAGACACGAACGAUCCUCCAAUUCCUCCGGAGGUGGCUGAACUCUUGGAACAGUAUGCCGCACUGUUCGAGGAACCCAAAGGUCUACCACCACAACGCUCGUUUGAUCAUUCCAUUCCCUUGGUGCCGGGAGCUCGACCAGUCAACAUACGACCCUAUCGGCACAGCCCGGCCCAGAAAGAUGAGGUGGAACGGCAAGUCACUGAGAUGCUAGCUCAAGGAAUAAUUCAGCCAAGCUCCAGCCCUUUUGUGUCACCGGUCCUAUUGGUUCAGAAGAAGGAUUUGACUUGGCGAUUCUGCAUUGAUUACUGGCAUCUCAACGCAAUCACAAUCAAGAAUAGGUUUCCCUUACCAGUGAUUGAGGAACUUCUCGACGAGCUGGCAGGGUCGUGCUGGUUCACUACCCUCGACUUGCGCUCUGGCUAUCAUCAGAUUCGCAUGAAACCAGAAGAUGCCCACAAAACAGCCUUCAAAACACAUCAUGGUCAUUUCGAGUUCAAGGUGCUGUCAUACGGCUUGACGGGAGGGCCAGCUACUUUUCAGGGCGGGAUGCACACGGUACUGUCACCCUUACUGCGCCAUGGAGUCCUUGUGUUCAUCGAUGACAUCUUAGUACACAGCAAAGACAAGAAGACACAUGUGACCCUGCUACGACAAGUGUUCCAGCGUCUCCAAGAGCAUCAGUUCAAGCUCAAGCGAAGCAAAUGCUUUUUUGCUCGCCCCAGGCACUUAUACCUGGGACAUGAAAUCAGCGGGGAAGGUGUGCGGACGGAUAACAGAAACAUCAGCGCGGUUCAGACUUGGCCCGUACCCACGUGUGUGAAAGAGGUGCGCGGUUUCUUGGGCCUUGCGGGCUAUUAUCGGAGGUUCGUCCGAGGAUUUGCAAUCAUCAGUCGCCCCCUUACCGAUCUCUUGAAGAAGAACGUGGUGUUCAGAUGGACUCAACUCGAAGAGGCCUCAUUCAGAGAACUCCAACAGGCGUUGGUCACAGCCCCGGUGCUCGCCUUGCCGGAUUUCACUAAAACAUUCGAGCUGGAAACUGAUGCUUGCGACCAAGGAAUUGGCGCAGUCCUCUCACAGGAGAAGCACCCGAUUGGUUUCCUCAGUCGCGCAUUGGGACCGCGCAAUCGCAUGCUCUCCACCUAUGAAAAGGAAGGCCUGGCCAUUCUCUUGGCGGUAGACCACUAG